GCUAGACGAUUAGAUACACUGGUGCAUUAGUUCCUCCUAUGCUACUAGUUAUUCAAAGAUAUCCUUUCUCCUUCAAGUGCUGGCCUUUAUCAGCAGAAUAUUAUAGGGUCAGCAGAUAGAGAUGAUUGAGAAUAGGCCCUUUAGUUAAUAAAAAUUGUGUUGUUAGUCGUUUCAGACCUGUUUGACUCUGUGACCCCAUUUGAGGAAUUUUUAACCUUUAUUUUUUUAACUCUUACCUUCCAUUUAGGAAUCAAUACUGGGUAUUGUUUCUAAGGCAGAAGAGUGGUAAGGGGCUAGGCAGUAGGGGUUAAUUGACUUGCCCAGGAUCACCCAGCUAGGAAGUGUCUGAGGUCAGAUUUGAACCACAAUCUCCAUUUGAAGGCCUGGCUUUCAAUCCACUGAACCACCUAGCUGCUCCCAUUUGAGGAUUUCUUGACAAUGAUACUGGAGUGGUUUGCCAUUUCCUUCUCCAGCUCAUUUUACAUAUGAGGAAACUGAGGCAAACAGGGUUAAGUGACUUCCCCAGGGUCACAGCUGAUAUCUAAGACUGAAUUUGAACUCAGGUCAUCCUGAUUCCAGGCUUGGUGUUUUAUGCACUGUGCCACCUAGCUGUCAGUACAAGAUGUGACAUCAUCACUUUCCAAAAUGUAGUGUAAAAAUGGUUUUUUUUUCUCUUUGAAAAUUAAGACUAAAAUGAUUCCAUUUGUAAGUCUUAGGUAAAUAUUAAAAUAUUUCCAAACAAAUUCUGGCAUCAUUUACCCAUGUUUCUAAACUAAGAUUGAAAACAUCAAAGAAGGACCGUAUCAGUAAGUUGAGAUCUAGACUCGGGGAUUUUGUGAAUAAACAUACCUAAUUUGUCACAACCAUAGGUAAAAAGGGUCCAGUCUCUUUCCUCAAUUCUCUGCCCCCAUACACACACACACACACACACAUACACACACACACACACAUAUAUAUUCACAGAGGCUCCAUCAGAAUUAUAAUCAAUGUAUCUGUGGGGAGAAAAAGGUAUCUUUGGCCCCUUUUGGAGAAAUUGAGAUCUUUGUUCACAAUCUUGGGUCAAAUUGAGGCCAUCCUUUGGGCCCACAGGAAAGAUGUCCAUUACUACCUCAAUAGAGUCAUAGUCUCCAAACAUUUAUGCAUUCAUGAACACUCCAGGGUGGUUUCAAAGUGCUUAAGAUUAUCUUGUUUUGUCCAACACUAGUUAUGUUUUAGAAAUUUCAGAAAAGCAUGUCUUCUGAGGCAUGGAGGUUUGGCAUAAUUUCUAACCGCAGGAACACAAAGGAAACUAAGUCUCCAAGCCAUAAAGAAAUAGGUUUAUUUGGAGAGGGCCAGUCUCCCAAUAAAGCCAGACUUCUGGUCAAGACCAAAAGACCCCAAACACUGGGAGACUUUCCUAUAUACCCCAAAGAAUAUCACAAUUUUUAUACCAAGUUAAAAAUAAUCCAAGAUCAUGUUAAAAAUAGAGCAGGAUGUAGUUUUCAUCGGUAGAAGUCACUUGAUGACUUAGAAGUCACUUGUUGGAAAAGGGGGAAGUGAGUGAGCCUGGAGUAGGGAUGCAAAUGAGAAAGUGGGGGAGAGGGGAGCCUUGACUAGUGACACAAAGAUAAGAGUGGGUGGCAGUGCCCAUGAUCUUGGGAGAUAUGGUGAGGCCCAAUGCUGUUCUUUGGAACACUUCUGGUAAAUAUCUGGAGGUUGCCUUGGCUUUAAUUGGGGGCUCUAUUGUUUAAAAUGUCCACUUUUGGGGGCAGCUGGGUGGCUCAGUGGAUUGAGAGCCAGGCCUAGAGAUGGAGGUCCUAGGUUCAAAUCUGGCCUCAGAUACUUCCCAGCUGUGUUACCCUGGACAAGUCACUUAACCCCCAAUCUUAGCCCUUACCACUCUUCUGCCUUGGAACCAAUACACAGUAUUGACUCCAAAAAAACAAAAUAAAAUGUCCACUUUUGUGAUAGGCAAAGCAGUCAUGUGGUUUGCCUUAUUAAAUCAAGCUGCCAUUGGAUUUUUGUGUUCCGAAGUUUUUAUAUCUUGGCGUGUUCUUAUAGCCACAUGGUGAGGAACUAUCUGUGCAAAGAAAUUUGCAACAUUAUGUUUUUUAGCUAAAUUUUGCCAUGCCCCUUUAGCAGCAAAUGCAAUUUGAUUAAAGGUUCAUUCUGAACGCAAUGAUUGCCUUUCAAGAAUCUCAAAUUCGCCUGAGUGUUAUGGUCACAGGAGCUGUAUUACCAUACUGAAUUACACUAUUCCCGAGUGCUGUAAGAGUCUGGAAUUUGCCUCUGCUAUUUUUACUUCUGUAUUCUCAGGAUUAUCGCUCAUUUCUUUUGGAGAUGCCAAUUCAUCUGCUUUCUCUUCUAUAGCCAGGCCGAUCUUCAACCUGCUUAGUGGAGGUGGAGGAGGUGGGCAAGGAAAAGCAAGUUUAGUGUCAAGGAAUCAACCGAGUAGAGAGGAGCCCAGUAAGGUUGUGGAGGGAUAGAUCCAAUGGCAAAGAGAGAAGAGUCUGCUGUAGAAGAGGAAUAGUGAGUUUAAAAGGAGGAUCAGUAAGCCAAAGCUGGAGAAUUAGCCUUUGAAGGCCGGAGCUCAGGAGAUGGUUCCAUGAGGAGAGGAAGGGGGAGGGCAAGCUGGGAAUCAGCUGGAGCCCCUGAAGUCUGGGAAGUAAAAGAAGUGGCCAUAGUAAUGACUGUGAGGGGUAUUAGUAUUUAUAAAAGCUUAUCUUUAAGGGGACAAAGUUAAUAAUUCCAUGGUAUCAGAUACUCUCUUCUGUGAGUUUGCAUUAAUUUAUUCAGUAGUUAACACCAGUGCUUUUGAUGCAAAAUGAAAUGAAAACCUUCUUUAAAAAAACAUCAAAAACUCAAUUGUGUUUAGGUAUGUGGAUUGGGGGGAGAGAGAGAGAGAAAGAGAGAGAGAGAGAGAGAGAGGGAGAGAGAGAGAGAGAGAGAGAGAGAGAGAGAGAGAGAUUAAAUAUGUGGGUGAAUGAGCAGUGAAAGCAUUUGCUUUUAAUCUGGGCAGGAAUGAAAAUCAAGGACUGAGGUGCUGGUGAGUUCUGGUGCUCCUCACUCUGAGACCUCAACCCAGGACUGCAACCUGGUUCUACAUAUGGACAAUGGGACAAGAGUCUUGUACCCAGAUCCAGCAAAGAGACUCCUGUAAUCUUCUGAGCAGUUGUCUGACUCUUCUUGCCAUCUGUAGCUGAGAGUUCCAGAAGCCUUUGCUGGUGACUCAGCUGCCUCCAAAGCCUGUUGCCAGAGUAGAACCUGCUUUGGCAUGCUACCUCAUGCUUCAUUUCCAUUCCACUGCAACAGAUCUUUCAUGAUAACCUUCUAAGUUGUUUUGGGCUGAAAAAUUAUUUCACCUCAUCCUUUUGCGGGUUAUGCUGCACCAGAAUUUGUUUUGAGGCAUCCUAUCAGUUUUUUAGAAGUUAAUUUGGUAGAGAUCAGGUGGGUCUGUGUACCUUAUCUACCAUCUUGGAUCCCCACCCCCAGGCAAUUAUCAGAGGGCCUUUGAGUGAGAUCCUCAAUUACUCCAAAAAGUAAUGAUGCAGUCUGAUAAUCCUUGUAGGAAAAACCAAAUGGAAGAAAAAUAUCUAUCAUCCAAGUUGAAACAUGCAAUUAGAUGAGCUAGUCACACCCAAAUGUAAUGGAAUAUUACUGUGCUUUUUGGAAUGAUGAAUAUCAUGAAUACAAAGAAGCAUGCUCCCUGCCUUUACCCGAGCAUUUCCUAUAGCCUAUAUAUAAGCCAAAAAUAUAGAGAAGCCAAAGGUUAAUUGGAGAUACACAAACAUUUAAAUUAGGGUGGAGAGGCCAAAAGGUCGGUUAGGAAUUUUCCUAACUGGGGGCUCUGAACUCUCUAGUAAUAGGCUGUUUUCAGCAUCAAUUCCAUAAUAUUAAGUAGACCUGAAGAGAAUGGUCCUGGGAUAAAAAAUUAAUUGUAGUAGCGUGUAGCUGAAUAAACCUCCAGCAGGAAAUGGAGUAGUGUGUGUGUGGCACAUCCAGAACCACCAACCAAACGGAGCUGGGAAAGGCCAGGGAAACUUUCAGCCGAGACUGGUCUCCAUCAUGGAGGAUGUAGGAGCCCAACGGCCUUUCCACAGUGACACUCACAGAUAUCCUUUGGUUUAUUAGACACGGAGUAAUUGAGUUCGGUUAUUUCAGACCCUUUUUUUCGUUCCAGUUACCUUUCUAUUUUGUAAUUGGUACCAAAUCGUUGUGAUUAAUGCUUAUAAUGUGGCAUACUGGUAUGGUCUGAAAGUAAGAUUAGGAUUGAUCCUGGAGUCAAUUAGAUCCUGUGUUUUUGAAUGCUGCUUCAGUCCCUUACUAGUUGUGUGACCCCGUGCGUGUCACUUGACCAACUCUUCCUUGGUUUCUUCGUCUGUAAAUGGGGUAUAAUGAUAGAUAGCAACUCUCUCACAGACUGUUUUGAGGAUCCAAUGAGCUUUAUACAAAUACUAGUUAUUAUUGCUCUGCUUCAGUUGCUCUUCACCCAAAGUUGUGCCGGCCUUUGUGGCUUCUGGCCAUGGCACCUGACUUGAGAACUAAGCGGCUAUGCUGUCCCAGGCUUAGCGUUGGCGCCUUCCUUAGGGAGCACCCCCUCCCUCUGGUCUGGAUUUCCAGGGUUGUCCCUCUGGGGCUUCUUCCUUGAUGGUUAGACUCGUCCAAUGACGUCGACGUCGAACAGUUCCGCAGACAGAAGAAAACGACCUCGUUUUUCAGGGAGACAGAAUAGUAGAAAUGGCGCGGGAGGGAUUUGUGAAAUCUUUCCCGGCCCUGUCACAGGAGGACGACGGCCUCAUCUCUUAGAGCAAGACUAGAAGAUUUGAGACUAGCGGGUUCAGAAACAACUCUGCAGAGCAUGCGCACCAAUGGCGCCUGGCUUCGGCACUACAUUUCCCAGAAACCCUUGUGGCCGCGUCCUCGUAAGGCUGUAUUCCUGCACCGGAAGUCAGGCCCUUCCCGAGAUCGUUCGCUUUCGCAUCACUAACGGCUGCUUCGGUUCUCUUCAGUCCUCAGUUCAGCACGGGGUCCGUGGCCGGGCUAGGCCAGAAGAGCCCUUGCAACAGAGUGAGGUAGGACCGUGCUGGCGGGUCAGGAAAGACCCGAGGUCACGGCACCAUCUUUCUCGGCCUCUUUUCCUCCAGCUGUCAGCUGGGAGAGGUGGGCCCAGCCGCCCGGCUGACUCAGGCUGAGAAAUCUCAGUUUCCCUAUGGUGAAAGCAUUGAAUAAAGCCAUGGUCUUUGCCCUGGUACCUCCUAGGGCUCACCUGGAAUUGGUGUCAUUCAAGGAUGUUGCGGUAGACUUCACUCAGGAGGAGUGGGAGGAUCUGGACCCUUCUCAGAAGAAGCUGUAUAGAGAUGUGAUGAUGGAGAACUACCAGAACCUGGUCUGCCUGGGACUGACCGCCUCCAAACCAGAUGUGAUUUACCAGUUGGAGCAAGUGGAAAGUUCUUGGGUGCCUGAAGGAGAGGCCCCAGCAGCCAGCUGUCCAGAUUUUGAGAGCCGGCAAGAAAGCAAGCAGUCAUCUUCAGAGUUGAACCUUUCUCUGGAAAUAUCCCAUGAAAAAUUCACAAGGGAUGAUUCUUAUGUCUCCAAAUCAGGUGAAGCCUUGGAAUGUGACAUCUGGCUAGAGAGGCAGAAAAGCAGUAAGGAGAAAUAUUAUAAAUGUAAUGAAUAUGGGAAGGUCUUCUAUAGGAGUAUAAGAUUUACUGAACAUCAGAAAGUUUGUUCUGAAGAGAAACUUUAUGAAUGUAAGGAAUGUGGGAAAAUCUUCCAUCAUAGGAUAGAACUUUCUGGACAUCAGAAAAUUCAUACUGGUGAGAAAACUUAUGAAUGUAAGGAAUGUGGAAAGGCAUUUCGCUGGUGGACAGGACUUAUUCGACAUCAGACAAUUCAUACUAGAGCAAAACCUUAUGUAUGUAAGGAAUGUGGGAAAGCCUUCCCCCAGAGCACUGCUCUUACUCUACAUCAGAGGGUUCAUACUGGAGAGAAGCCUUAUGAAUGUAAACAAUGUGGGAAGGCCUUCCGACAGAAUAUACACCUUACUUGCCAUCAGAAAAUUCACACUGGAGAGAAGCCUUAUAUAUGUACUAAAUGUGGAAAAUCCUUCAACUGCCACUCAUCCCUUACUUCCCAUUACAGAAUUCAUCUUGGUGACAGACCUUAUGAAUGUAAGGAAUGUGGGAAGGCUUUUCGUCGGAGCACACAGCUUACUCGACAUCAGAAAAUUCAUAGUGGAGUGAAAGCUUAUGAAUGUAAUGAAUGUGGGAAGGCCUUCCAUAGGAGUACAAUACUUAUUCAACAUCAGAGAAUUCAUACUGGAGAGAAACCGUAUGAAUGUAAUGAAUGCGGGAAGACCUAUCGCUGGAGCACAGGACUUACUCGACAUCAUAGAAUUCAUACUGGGGAAAAGCCUUAUGAAUGUGAUGAAUGUGGAAAAACCUUCCAUCAAAGGACAGGACUUACUGAACAUCAGAAAAUUCAUACUAAGGAGAAGCCUUAUGAAUGUAAAGAAUGUGGGAAAGGCUUUCAUCAGAGGACAGGACUUUCUGCUCAUCAGAGAAUUCAUACUGAUGAGAAGCCUUAUGAAUGUAAUAAAUGCGGAAAGGUCUUUCGCUGGAGCACAGGACUAACUCGACAUUAUCAGACAGUUCAUGGUAGGGAGAAAUCAUAUGAAUAUGGGAACAUCUCAGAAGAUAGGAUUUAUUUGACAUGAGAAUUUAUACUAUUAAGAGAUAUGUUUGUAAUAUUUGUGGUAAGGCCUUCCUUCCUCAAGAACAAAUAAUUUAGCCAUCAACAAAGAAUUUACAAUGGGAAGAAACUUUAUGCAUAUAAAGUUUUACUAAUUAAUGUACACCAGAGGGAUUUCAUUUUGAUGAAAAAUGUAGAAUUCAGUCUGAAAGCAAAGCCAAUAAACAGAGUAAAUUUAAAAUUCUCAUAUUGGCUUUUCUUUAUUCUUUCAACUGAAAAUACAAAAUUUAUUUGUUGACCACUGUUGAUCAAUAUGUAUAAUAAAUACCAGAGAGUUGGGUUAUAUUCCAUUGACUACAAUGCUUGGUUUUUGCCCAACUCCUCUGGAGCCCAGAAAUCCACAUGCUAAAAUGAUUCUAUAUGGUUCUAUAUGUUUAAAUGAUGGGUUGGGACCAAGAAGUAAAAAUCUGCUUAUCAAUGGCAUAGAAAAUGAAAAAAAGCAUUGGAGUUUGCCUACCCAUCUAUUCCUGUAGUUAGGAAAACAUAACAUUUCUAAAUGUCUGCUUUUAGCUAGAAAAUAUUAAAAGCCCAUCGGAUAAGGAUGUUAGUGCAUGAUCGAGAACUGACCCUUUGGUUAGUCUUGAUGUAUUACUCUUACUUUCCAAAACAGGAAAUGUAAUGAAGUUCUCUUUGAAAAAUCAUAUCUAAAAUGGUUCUCUUUAUAAGCUUGAGGUAAACAUUAAAAUACAUUUUAAAAUAA
Monodelphis domestica (gray short-tailed opossum) is the source of this 7429-nucleotide messenger RNA. The record is from RefSeq and is a predicted model, not a curated record. NCBI's taxonomy places the organism in Eukaryota, Metazoa, Chordata, Mammalia, Didelphimorphia, Didelphidae.